AUCAAGCAGAAGUAUGAAAGAGCGCACACAUUAAAUCUAUCACUCCGCUUGUGUACUUUUCAUGGGGUUCUGAUUGGCAAACAGCAUAUUAGAAACAAACGCGCGCAUGGAUUGCCCCUCCUCUCAUCUCCUGAACCUUAUCUCUUCUCAUUCUUGCACCCUCCACCAGAAUAACCCCAACACGCACACACAUACACGCGCUGCUCUCUCCUGACGCGUCCCCUAAGUGUCUGGAUAAUAGAUAACAGAGCCCGCGACCUCCGGGGGUCUUACAAAAACAGCGCUCGGCGAGUGGGAGCAUCGCACAAGAGGAAGAGGAGCCCCAUCACACAGAGACAGCCAAACACGGCGGUCUCACUCACACAGUCACCUCGAAGGGAACAAGAGCAACUCAGAAGACUUUUCAACUUUUACGCACGGAGAUUGAGUUUUACGCACGACUCGAAAGAACAUUUUUGCCUCAAGAAAAACUUGCAGGAGCAUCCAGGAUCUUACCUUUUAACCCCCGGCCUUUGGGGCACAAGGUACCAACCCAAAUUAAUCAGGUAAUCCAAUCUGAUGGCUCAGAACGUUGGAGCAGGUCAGUCAGAUGGAGACUGACUGAGACAACUUGGAAGAGAUCAGAUCAAGUUUGGACUUUUUUUUUUUACCUCACAGGUUCAUUAAAACUUAAAAUAACAAAUAUGCCCCGUCCUGGGAAAAACUCCUACAGCGACCAGAAACCACCUUACUCCUACAUAUCCCUGACAGCGAUGGCUAUCCAGAACUCAUCCGAGAAGAUGCUGCCUUUGAGUGACAUCUACAAGUUCAUCAUGGAUCGGUUUCCCUAUUACCGGGAGAACACGCAGAGGUGGCAGAACUCCCUGCGACACAACCUGUCCUUUAACGACUGCUUCAUCAAGAUCCCCCGGCGGCCCGAUCAGCCGGGGAAGGGCAGCUUCUGGGCUCUGCACCCGGACUGCGGGGACAUGUUUGAGAACGGCAGCUUCCUGAGGAGGAGGAAGCGCUUUAAGGUCCUGCGCGCCGAGCACAUGAGCUGCAAGAGCUCCCCGAUGAUGCAUUACUUCCAUCACCACCACCAUCACCCUGGAAGCAAGCUCGCCACCGCCUCGGCCCACCACGAGCACCCUGCGGGCCCGGCGGGCGUGGGUCGGCUCCCUCCCUUUCAGGGUUACGGGGGCAUCUCUUGCGCGCAGCCUGGCGGGUUUAAACACCCGUUCGCCAUCGAGAACAUUAUCGGACGAGACUACAAGGGCGUGGUGGCCGGCGGGCUUCCCCUCAGCUCAGUCAUGCACCACCUGGGUUACCCGGUGCCCCCUCAGCUCAGCAGCGUCGUCAACUCCAUGUGGCCGCACGUCGGGAUGCUGUCAGAGUCCAUGAGCGGCGUGCCCGUGUCGGCUGCAGCAUCCGAGUACGCGCCCUUCGGAGUUUCAACGAAGGGCCUGUACCACAACGCCAGCGGGCAAACUCUGCCCGCUGUCCCGGUGCCGAUAAAACCCACCCCGUCUUUGGGCCCGGUUCCUGGCUUGUCCGGUCCGGCCCAUCUCUGCACCCCGGCCUCCGCCAUGGAGAAGAGCGACCUGCUGGAGGGCAAAGCAAACCCGCUACACCCGGCUCUGCUCUUAUCAUAGCUCAGUCAAAUGCAGGUUAAUAUUAAUAUUAUUUUUAUUUAUCAUAUUUAUUUAGAAAUAAAGACCUCACGUGGUUUAUUGAAGCUGUAAGACAAUUGUGAGCAUUGUGCUGUAGGCUAAUGUGUUUUCCUCAUGUCAGUUAGAAUCAUAAUUUAUUUGCACACUUUUGAAGGGCAUUUGCCACACAGUAACGUGGCACUGAUGAAUACAAUCAGACAAGUAGAUAAACCCAAAGACAGCGUUCAUCAGAGGACACAACGUUCAAAAUCCAACCCACAGCUCCUCAGUUAUUGUCUUUCACUUUUGCUUUUCGUUUAUUCAUCAGGUCUGUAGAUUUAAAGAAAAUGUAGGCCUUCAUGCUUUAGCUUUUUUAGGCUUGUUGCACUUUUUUCUGUGUUAUUGAUCAUGUUAUGCUUGUAUUACAACACUAUUUAUCUGAAGAUUAUUUAUAAAGAGGCUGAAACUGAAUCUCUGGUGUCAUUCUUAUUUAGACACUCAUUUUGCCUAUUAAAAAGCAAUUAGCAAGAACUUUACAUAAAAAAAUCUUAAUUUUUUAAGAGUUUUCACCACUUUUGCAAAAAAAAAAAAAUCUUUACUUGAAGUCAGCUUUUUCAUAAUAAAAGUCGUUACAAUCACACAAGGAGAUUUUAUGUAUAAGCAAAGCUGUUCUAUUAAUUUUAUCCUCAAUUUAUAUCACUCUUUUCUUGUAACUGUGGACUAUAAAGUUAAAAAUGUAACAAAUAAACCUGUAAAGAUGCUUAUUUUUGGGCUACAUUAAUUUGUAUAAACGUUGGCAUUUUACCUGUAUGUAUGCGCUUCGUUUAAUGUUGAGAGAAGGACAAAACUUGUGGCUUAUAUCAGACACUAAAAAUUAACUUUAAUUUGAGCAAGAUUUUAACUGUAAAAUGUUUUGGACAUUUAAUUAAACGUUGACAUGAAAAUCCUUGGAGUGUUGUAGCAUUAACCUGAAGCUCUGAAGGACCAGAUCCACAUCUUCAAAAGCAGAUGGGAUCAAGUUUCCUCUUUUAUAUUUGCUGUUUUAAUGAAGCUUUGAAGCUUGUCAUCUUCAACAGCACAAAGCCUCAGGUUCGUCCCUCUGAAAAUGACUUACGUUUAACCUCCUGCCCCCUGUUUAGCAUCCCAAAGGCUCCCACUGCCAACACUUUUGUCACACCAGCGUCAGAACAAAUAAUUGAGAUGCACCAGAGAGGGAGAGAAAAUUAGAACCUAUUUGGAUGUCACUGCUAACGAGCAUAUAAAAGUGCACGCCCCAUAAUUCCUCCUUAUCUCCUUUUUUUCCAAAUUCAUCCUCCAUAUCUUCCAGUCUCGUGUCACGUUCCUUUUUGUUACCGUAUUUUCUAACAAACAUCUAUGUUGAGAGGAGGCUCUAACUCCUAAUUAAAGGGAGGUUUCAUGACACAACAAGUGUAUCUGUGUCAAAAGUGAGCCUGUAAACGCAUUUGUGUGUGUGUGAAUUUCUUUUAAUUCCCUGAGCAGCAGGUCUCAGUGUCUUUAAUAGCCCUCACUGCUUUAGUGCAUAAUUAAAUGCCACUAAUUAAGGCACAAUAAGAAGAGUAAUAAUAUAGCCAUUACUACCCUCCAUGAUCUCCUGUCUCCUCAACAUCAGAGUUUGAUGUUUCUGGAAUUAUAAAAUCACAUGCAUCAUAUUAUGUACAUGAAGGCAGUUAAUGCAUGUUGGAAUUAUUAUGUUUGAUUUUCAAGUAAAAUAAAAAAUCUCACAGUAAAGCUUUAAAAUUGCCUGUUAAAUUAAUUGAUACAUUAUUCGUUUUUUUAAUUAGCUGAAUUCAAAAUAACUUUGUUUAUAUUUUUUAUUUGAGUUUAAUAUAACAUUAUUUCGAUGAAUGAAAGAAAAUCUGUUUGAUAUAAUUAGGGAUCGGUGACCCUGAACAGGGGAAAAAUGAAUGGAUAAAAAAGGGAAAAUAUUUUUCAUAAUUGUUUCUGACACUUAGCUAAAAAUAAAGAAAAAAAAUCAAUUAUUCUAAAUCUGCAAGUCAAUAUUUUCUACUCAAAAUUUUAAAAGUGAUUAAUACCAACAAUAUAUAUAUAUUUUUUUAAUACUAAUGUAUGAACAGGAUAGUAAAAAUGGACCGUUCAUUAUUUAAAAGUUUAAAUCUGUUCUGUAAUCAUCUUUUGAAACUUAAAACACAAUUUAAAUGUCAUUUUUCUAAAUGUAGUAAAUUAUUUUUUAAACAUAAAUGUCCCAAAAAUCAA
Messenger RNA from Oryzias melastigma (Indian medaka), 3863 nucleotides. It is a transcript of the gene foxb2, whose product is annotated as forkhead box B2. Lineage: Eukaryota; Metazoa; Chordata; Actinopteri; Beloniformes; Adrianichthyidae. The transcript has a single exon. The record is from RefSeq and is a predicted model, not a curated record. The coding region runs from base 684 to 1631 and encodes 315 amino acids. Gene Ontology annotation, molecular function: RNA polymerase II cis-regulatory region sequence-specific DNA binding; DNA-binding transcription factor activity, RNA polymerase II-specific. Gene Ontology annotation, biological process: regulation of transcription by RNA polymerase II; anatomical structure morphogenesis; cell differentiation.